AUGCCUUUUUUCGAAUUUAUAAUAAAUGAUUCUAAGAACAAUGAAAAUCAANUGAGCAUGACCAAGAAGAAAAUAUAAUCACUUUUAUAAGAGGAAGAAAAAUAAAAUGAAAAUCUUAAAGAUUAUAAUGAAUAAAAAAAAUAAUUAGAAGAGCAAAAUUUAUAACUCAAAACUGCUAUUGAAGAAUAAUUAAAAUAAAUUUAAGAUAAGGAUAAAACUAUAGGAGAAAAGGAGAGAAAAAUAUAUGAAUUAAAAAAGAGAUCUCAAGAAUUAGAAAAAUUUAAGUUUGUUUUAGAUCAUAAAAUUAAAGAACUUAAAAGAGAUACAGGACCGAGAGAUGAAGAAAUUAAUAGGAUGAAAGAAAAAACUAAUAUGAUGGAUUAAAAAUUAAAAAACUUUGCUUAUUUAAAUAAUAAUUUAGGUAAUGUAGUUGAUGCUCUUGAUUAAGAAUUAAAAAUUAUGAAAACCAAUAUUAAAAAAUAAAGAUAAUUAAUUUCGUUCUAAAAUGUAAGAAUUAAAAAAUUUAAAGACUCUGUCUAUUAAGCUGUUUAAUUCAUUUAAAAUUAAGAAGAAUUAACAAAAAAAGCUCAAGAAAUUUUUAAAGAAUUCCAUAAAGAUGAUGUCAAACCAUAAUAAGUUAAUGCUGAUAUUUUAGCAGAAUAUAAAAGUCAGAAACAAUACUUAGAAAAAUCUGUUGAAGGAUUGAAAGCAAAUCUUCAAGCAGAUGAAGAAAUACAUAAAGCUGAAAACAUUAGAAUAAUGAGAGGAAAUGUUAAAUUAAUUAUCGAAAUCAAUAAUUUGAGAAAAAAAAUGAAGUAAAUUAAAUCAACUCAUAAUAAUUAAGAAUAAAAAGGAGAUAAAAAAAUGUCUCAAACAGGUAUUUUAUUAUUUAAAAAAAAUAGCCAACUCUGAUAUUUAAAAGGCAAAAUAAAGAGUUAUUUAAGAAAAAUAACUUAUAAUCGAACAACAACAAUUGGCUAAAGAUGCUUUGUUAAAUUAAAUUUAAGAAUUGGAAGCAGAACUUUCAGUAAUUGGGGAAUGAAG
Messenger RNA from Paramecium sonneborni, 1044 nucleotides. The record is from the annotation of a GenBank genome assembly. NCBI's taxonomy places the organism in Eukaryota, Ciliophora, Oligohymenophorea, Peniculida, Parameciidae.